AAACACCCCGCCACAUCUCUCCUCCUCCAUCGAUCGACAGCCCUAAUCGCACAUCUCUUCUCCAUCGAUCCAAACUGUUUACAGAACCCUAAUCGAAGACCUCUCUCCUCCAUCGAUCGACAGCCCUCUUCUACAUCGCUCACGGCCCUCUUCUCCUCCAUCGAUCGACAGGUUCUUCUCCAUUGCUCACGACCCUCUUCUCCUCCAUCGAUCGAUAGGUUCUUCUCCAUUGCUCACGACCCUCUUCUCCUCCAUCGAUUGACAGGUUCUUCUCCAUCACUCACGGCCCUCUUCUCCUAAUCGUUUUUGUCUUAGGUUUGAUACCAUGCCUAUGAACUGGGUUCAACGCAAGAUCUUCCUUUACAAUGUCACUUUUGGACUGUACAUGUUGGACCCGUGGGAGCGCUAUUUGUUCAAUGCUUUGGUCAUGGUCUUGAUGUGGUUCAUAUUCUACAACGGGUAUCGGAACUUUAAUGAACUCUGCAAAAGGUAUUUAUGGUGAAGCUUGAGCCUAGAAUAAGAACACCACCCCGAGCUAUGAACGGCUUCAACUUCGUGGCUGCUCGUUUGAUGUGCGACUUUUUUCCGAUUGUUGUAGCUUGCAUCAUAUGUACAUUUUCACCUCUUUUUGGAAGUUUCUAAUUCAUCAACAAUAAUUAUACAUCAAAUCGUUUCUUUCUUCCCAGGAAAUUGUCACUUUUGCAUACCUUUAGUUAUGAGAAUUUGAGUAAUACAUUAUCUCUAAUUGGCUCCC
Cynara cardunculus var. scolymus (artichoke) is the source of this 754-nucleotide messenger RNA. RefSeq names its product serine palmitoyltransferase small subunit A-like. Bases 326 to 502 code for a protein of 58 amino acids. NCBI's taxonomy places the organism in Eukaryota, Viridiplantae, Streptophyta, Magnoliopsida, Asterales, Asteraceae. The transcript has 4 exons. The record is from RefSeq and is a predicted model, not a curated record.